AUGAUCCAAACUAUUAAACAAAACAAAGAAAUUCUCAAGUCCAAUAAAGUUGAUGAAGUCACAAACUAUAAAUCUAUACUAAUGGAGUACAGGAAAAUUUGUGCUGACAAUGAUUUGUCAGUUCUUGUUCUGCAAACUAACACAGAAAAGGGGAGAGAACUCAGUAUAGAGCUCGGAGAAUAUAAGGCUACUAUGACACAGACAUCACUCUCCAACCUGACUGAAGACGUCACCUAUUUAUCUAUGAGAGAUUUAUUAAAGAAAGCAAGAGUUAUUGCCACUAUACCUACUGGCGUUAAACCUCUGUUCAGAGUAGCCUGUGUGGGAUCUGAUAAAGCUUGGGUCAGUGGAGAAGACACAACCAUAAGAUGUGUAAACAUACACGGAUCUGUACAGGAGAAUGUUAGAUGUGUCAUAAGCCCUGAUGAUAUCUCUGUUAUCAGAGAGGGAUAUCUGAUAUACAGUGAUGAUAAAAUUGGAACUGUUAAUAUUGUCAGACACGGGAGAUCCGAUGUACUAAUCACUACACGUGAGGGUUGGAAACCAUCAGGACUGUGCUGCACAAGAUCAGGAGACAUACUGGUCAAUGUGAAUAAUGGAAAACAAAAUAAGAUUGUCCAAUAUCAAGGACAGGGAAUGAAACAGCCUGAGAAAAUAUUUAAAGAUGAAAAUGGAAAACCAAUUUAUGCAAGUGGUCAAUGGAUAUUAUACUUUGCAGAGAACAACAAUGGAGACAUGUGCGUCUUUGAUAUGAAUGCAAAUGCCGUAGUAGUGGUGGACAAGACAGAAGAACUACGAUUCCGGCACUAUGGGUUCCCAGCCAUGAAGAAGUGGUCAUUUAAUCCAAGACAAAUUGAGACAGGCUCAAUGAAUCAGAUUAUCGUUGCAGAUUACAGCAAUGAUUGUUUGCACAUUCUUGAUCAAGACGGACAGUUCCUGAGAUAUGUGGGUGAUAUCUAA
Messenger RNA from Saccostrea echinata, 960 nucleotides. RefSeq lists its product as uncharacterized. The transcript has a single exon. The coding region runs from base 1 to 960 and encodes 319 amino acids. The record is from RefSeq and is a predicted model, not a curated record. Lineage: Eukaryota; Metazoa; Mollusca; Bivalvia; Ostreida; Ostreidae.